Cuscuta europaea is the source of this 3378-nucleotide messenger RNA. The record is from the annotation of a GenBank genome assembly. NCBI's taxonomy places the organism in Eukaryota, Viridiplantae, Streptophyta, Magnoliopsida, Solanales, Convolvulaceae.
CAGUUUGUUCCACGCUUGGUGCGUCGUGGAGGAGGUGGAGAUGAUGGGUUGAAUUGGAUCCGAGCAGCUGCCAAUAAGGGCACUCGGGAUGGUCUUGUCUUGUCGAUACCGGAUGGUAUAACAAGGAUUGGUUUGUGUUUUGGCAGCAUCAAGAAACCGAUCGGGAGCAGUAAUACCGCCAUCAACAUAUUCUUCAAGUCCUAACCCGAUAAUGGCAACAUGAACUUGGCACUUCCAAACUGGAAAAUUGUUUGUCGUCAGUUUGAUCGGAAAGUGGGUGGAGGCGGUGAUGGAGACAACUGAGGUGGAUUCGGUGAUGACCAUGAUGAAGGCUCCAGGAAAAAAAUUGGCUCGUUAGACGAGAGAAGGUUAGUAACUUCUCCCUACUAAUCGGCCGCACGACUGGGAACUCUUAGAUGGGAAGAGCUCGAUAAAUAGCAGCGACAUCUUGGCUCUUGUUUUAACCCUGAGUCUGCUCCUCACCAUUAGUAUACACAUACCAUCCAAGUGAAGGUGAAGAGAAGGGCUUGGAAAAGCAAAACAAGCAGGGCAGUUCACUGUGUUCAUCUAAGGAAAUGACUGGAGGUAUGUAAUUCCAUAUUUUGCUUCCGCUAAUUAUCGUAUUGAUCUGAAUAUGUUCAAGGAUUGUUUAACAUGUUUAGAUUAUUAAGUUCUUGCAUUUGGUAUCAGAGUUUCAGGAAUUAUCUCUGCCUUUCCUUUGUAAUAUUCGUUCGACCAUAAUUAUUGUAUGUGCGAUUGAUUAAAACUCUGUUCUGUAAUUUACGAUUCUGAAAUUUUCGUCUGAGCAUGCCUGAUUCAUUUAUAAUUGAUUACUUAGAGAAUCAUGAAUCAUCCGAUCAUGCUUGAUACUCUGCUUGCGUUUGAGAACACUGAACGUACAUCCAAUUUAUGAUCGUAAUGAAUAUAAGUCCAAUGUUCAUUCCCAGAUUUUUUAAUACUCUUUUUAUCUGUAGCAUAUAAUUCGUAUAUGUUAAUAUAUGUAUUAACGAAUUAUGUGCUCCUGGUUGUGAGUUAAUCAUUGAGUAACAAUCAUAAUUUGUUAAUCAUGAUUCAUCAUUAUGGAUACGGUGUUUGUAUAUGUGUUUACAUGAUAAAUCAUUGCUUUACAAUCAGAUAUGUAUACUGAUUUAUCAUUCAUAUACAACGAGAUUAGUACCCGAUUUAUGAUUAUAGAUGAACUUUGAAAUCUGCUUUUCCAUGCCCAUAAAGUGUUUGGGUUAAUGCUUCAAUUGUUUAUAGUAUAAAAUGCAUUUCCAACCCCACUUAUUUUGCACUGGUGAUCUCUCUUAUAUUUGUAUACCCAUGAUAAAGUAUAAGAAUUUAUCCUGGGUGGAGAUUAUCCAUUCUGUACUGCUCGAAUAUGUUUCUUAUAUUUUCUGAUUCAUUAGUAUUCCAGUUUGUUCUAUUUGUUUAAAUAAUAUGCUUAUUCAGUUGAGAAUUAACACUGGAAUCAGAAUGAUUGUUACUCGUGAUUGAUAUUAUUCGGCUGCUAAUUCUGGAAAUGAUAGAACCAGAGUGUGCAUUUGUUUCAGUUUAUUACUUAUGAAUAGUGUACUGCUUAUUUGAAUAAUCUGCACAUUCAUUUUAGAAAGAACUAGAAUGUUGCCGCUAAUACACUAAGUUCAACAAAAUUGGCUGGAGUAUACCUGUUUGUUGACUUUAUUGAUUACGUGUGAGUGGUAUACUCCAUUGCUUAAUUAAAUAGUUACAAUUUUAUUUUAUAAUAACUAUAAAACCAAAAUGCUAUAUGUGAUUUGUAAUACUCCAGAAUGUUUCUCAUUUAUUUAGUUCAAUGAAACUGGAAAUCUGGAAUUAAGAUAUACAUAGUUUAAUUGAUUAAAGAAUAGCCACAACAUCUUUGAUUAAUCAAACUGUAUAUUAAGUUUCUGAAUCACAUUAAAGCAUCACUUGUAAUUAACUAUAUGAAUAUAAUGAAAUCUGCCCACAGGAGUCUCAUUGUAUUAGUAUGAUUAAUUAGGAUGAAAUAUUAGAUUAUUUUUCUCAAAUUACCCACAGGAAUUGAAAGGAAAUAUAAUCUGAUAGUUUUAUCAUAAUUGUUUGCUUUAUGUGUCUAAUUGAGUAAAACUUUAGCCCACAGGUAAGCUUUAUGUCACUAGACUUAUAGCUAAUCAUGUUUUGCAUUGGUAGAACAUGAACUUUAUUUUACCUCAAAUAUUAAUAAUGAUCAUGUAUAUAUUAUAUUUUAUAGUUGUUCAACCUGCGAAUGUUUCUGAUAUGAAAUGUGACAUUCCCGAAUUAAGGGGCGAUAACUAUAAGGUUUGGAAGGAGCGUGUUCUCCUUCAUUUGGGUUGGAUGGACAUUGACUAUGCUAUAAGGAAAGAUGAACCACCGGCUAUAACGACAACCAGCACUCCGGAUGCAGUUCAUCUUUAUGAAAAGUGAGAGAGAUCUAACCGUCUCUCCGUAAUGUUCAUAAAGACCAAAAUAACUGUUGGUAUCCGUGGUUCUGUCGAUCAGCAUACUAAAGUCAAGGACCUUUUGAAGGCUAUUGAUGAGCAAUUUGCUACAUCUGAUAAGGCCCUUGCCAGCACCUUAAUCAUGCAAUUCGCAACCAUGAAGCUCACUGGGAUAAGAGGCGUGCGUGAACACAUCAUGCACAUGAGGUACAUAACGGCUCAGCUGAAAGCUUUGGAGGUAACCAUGUCGGAUGCUUUUCUGGUUCACUACAUCCUUUACACUCUUCCACAGCAAUAUGCUCCUUUUAAGAUCUCCUACAACACACAUAAGAAAAAUGGUCAAUUAAUGAGCUACUAAUCAUGUGUGUUCAGGAGGAGGAGAGGUUGAUGAUGGAGUAGGGUGAAGGGGUGAACUUGACUGUUCAUGAAAAGAAAAAGAAGGAUCAUGCCAAAGGUAAAGACAGGAUCCCUCCACAGGCAGUCACUAAGAAAGAGUCAAAGUGUUUCUUUUGUAAGAAAAAGGGACACAUGAAGAAAGAAUGCUCUAAAUUCAAGAGCUGGCUAAAAAAGAAAGGUACUCCAUUAGUUUUUGUGUGUUAUGAAUCUAAUAUGGUUAAUAUUAAUCACAACACAUGGUGGAUUGAUUCAGGUUCUACAAUCCAUGUUUCUAAUACCUUGCAGGGUAUGGAAAACCUAAGGAAACCAGUGGCAAGUGAACAAUGCAUCUAUUCAGGAGGAAGAAUAAGUUCACAUGUUGAAGCCAUUGGGACAUGCAAUUUAGUUUUAAGCAGCGGUUUUAUUUUAAAAUUGGAAAAGACCUUUUAUGUUCCUAGUUUUUCGAAGAAUUUAAUUUCUGUUUCGAGACUAGCUCCUUUAGGAUUUAAUUUCAACUUCUCAAGUUCUGGUUUUACUUUAAUAAAUAAAAAACCAUUGGUUUUGG